CACCGUAGUUGUGUUGCACGUCUGCUGUGUUGAUACCGAACAAAAUGGCUGCAGAGGCUUGAUCCUGACCCGACGCUCUCAGCGCUUUCUCCGGACACUCCGCACUUAUCCAUGGAUAUUUCCGCUGUCGUUUUAAAAACGUCGCUGGAUUUCUUCACACGACUGCAGCCAGACUGCUUGCCACAUUGCUCGCUAUCUUUAUUUUUGCACUUUACUUGAAGCAGCUCGCAUCGUAUAUGCCAGUCCACCAGACAGUAGCAGCUUCAAACUGCCCUCUUCUUCAUGUUGCACCAUAGAUCAGAUGCUAUUACUGAUGACCAAUUUAUGCCACUGUACUUAACCAACUGCCUCUCCGUUUUAAUGUAAUUUUUCUGUCUUUUCGAAGGUAUUUGGUAGCGUCAUGUAAAUGUCGUCUGCUGUUUUUCCAGCAUGCAUGCAUCUAUAAUCUCCAUCAGAGCCCAAAGCUCUGAGUCUGCAUAGAGAUUUCCAUUUGCAUAUUCAUUUUUUGUGUUUAUUUUCAUUCUGCUGCCUUUUUGGGACACUUUCGGAAGUUCAGCUGCUCAUUCAGUACAGUGUUACUUGGGUCUGUCUGUUUUUACGGGUACUUCUUUUUCGGAAAAAGGCCUUUUUGUACCGCUGUACGACAUGCAACACCUUUUUACUGAAAGCUGCCAAAGCUCGACUUGUGAACAGAAAGCUGAGAAAAGCUGAACAUCACAAGGAGAGAACCAUUUGAUGGAAGAAAAGAAAAAGAAAAAGCAAGAAGUUGAGACAAAGAAGAACGCUGCAGAGAAAACGGUUACUGAACAGAAAACCAAAGUGCCAGACUCUGUUAAACCCAAUCCCAGCAUCCCUUCAAGUCCCAUUUUGACCCUGAACCUGCCUGUACCCUCUGCCUCCACCACCAGCAAUGGCAAGCGUAACCCUAGUAAUGCCCUACAACAACAGUUACCUCCAUUGCAGCAGCCCAGUCCCCGAUAUGUGCACAGAGAGGUUCCUCCACGCUUCCGACAGCAGGAGCAGAGGCAGCUACUGAAGAGGGGUCAACCUUUACCUACAGGCGCUCGUAACCCGACCUCUGCUUGCACUCAGUCUGGGGUCAUCUCCCCUCCUGAGACGCCCACCAGCAAACGGCACACGGGACUUCCCCAUCAAAGUGGCCUGGGAGCCCAGAAUGAGAAUUGUCACUGGAACAUCCCAGUCACCAAAAGCAGCAGCGGCAACCAGGAUAAAGUGAUUAUUAACCAUAACAACUCAGACACUUGGCCUUCCAUUACAUACGGCAAGAGCCAGCAGACACCAGAAUGCACCUUGGACGCUGAACGCACAUCAGAGUUUGUAGGCAACAGUAGUAGCACUAUCAUGGCUACAGGAGCUAGCCAGCAGGGUCAUUACCCAAUCAGCAAAGCCAGCGUUAAUCUCACUUCUAGUAUGGUCUCUAGUCAAGGUGGCCCUACCAGGGGGUGGGUCUCAGAAGGAAAGAUUGACUUUCCCAUGGGCAGUACAGGGCAGUCCAGCUGGGGUGCCUCUAAUCUGAACCUCAACCCCAGUGCCAACCCUGCUGCUUGGCCAGCUCUUGGACAUGAGGGGCCUGGGGUAGGGUCAGGCCCUAGUAGCAUGGUUUGCUCAAAUUCACUUUCACUUAGUAUGUGUGGCCAAGGAGGAGUGGCACCACCUCACGGCACCAUUGGAAAUGGUAGCAUUGGUUGUGUCAAUGGAAACCUUGUAGGGGACUGUGCAUGGGGCAACCCAGAUAUCCCAGAACAGCACCAGUCUCCCACAAAUGUAUCUUUCAACAUGAAACCUCCUAACCUUAAAACUGAUGGACCAAAUAACACUAAACCAGAGCCAAUGAGUCCAGUGAACAGCUGGAGAGGAAACCUUAGUCAGUCACCUACUGAGCCUGCCAGUGAAGAUGGAACUGCUUUCUGGGGCAACCGAGAUGCCAAAAAUGGAGAAUCAAAGGAUUCCGGCUGGGAUUCUGCAGGGGUCUCCUCUUGGGGGCAGGGAGGAGCUAGCAGUGGUGGCGGCUGGGGUGACUGGAGCAAACAGCCAAGCACUGACGGUACAGGGUGGGAUGCUAAUGAUGGUCCUUCCCAAGAACAUAUGAGUUCCUGGGGCCCUGAUACUCCAGCAAGUGAGGGCAGCAGGGAUAGUAGUGAGGGCCACUCAAGAAGAAGAGAGAGGUCCUCAAGUGAUGAUUUGGCCCCUUUGCUGCCGAGGCAGGACUUGGACCCACGUGUCCUCUGCAACUCAGGCUGGGGACAAACUCCAGUUCGUCAACACACUGUUUGGGAAAUGGAAGAAAGUCCAGACAAAAAGAAUGAUGCAGGGACUGAGGUCUGGGGGUCUUCCUCCAACACACCUUUAACUGGGCCUGCACCACCUCCUCCUGGAUCUGCCAAUCCCAACCUCAAUGCACCUCCUAGAAUGGACACAAGCAAGAGCGAGGGAUCUUGCAGAGCCACACCAAACUCAGGCUGGGGAGGAUCGGUCCCAGCCUCUGCUCAACCUAAUGGUGGAUGGGGGGAACCACCUGUAAAUAAAAAGGUUCCCAAUGGAUCAGUUUGUGGCUGGGGUGAUCCCAUUGCUGAGGGUAUCAACAGCAAUGGCUGUAAUGGCCAAUCUUGGGCUUCUGAAGAAAAGUCUUCUAGCUGGGAUGAUGGUACUUCUCAGAAAAAAACAAAAGGUUGGGGUGAUGGACCCAAAACUUCCUCAGGCUGGGGAAGUAGUGGCAGUGGGAAUAGUGGAGAGUGGGGUGACCCUUCAGAAAUACGGAAGGAUGGCUCUGGAAGUAACUCUAGGGACCCUGAAAACAGAAACUGGAAGGAAACCCAGAGAGGUUGGGGUAAAGCAGCACCAGCACAGGGUGGUGGUUGGGGUGAUGCUCAACAUUCCAAUGGUUCAGCCCAAGGUUGGGGUGGAAAACUUCAGGAAUCCACAUGUGGCAACAGUGGAGCUGGAGGCAUAGGAUCAUGGUGUGGCCCAAAUUCUGUAAAACAGAACAGCUCUGGCUGGGCAUCAGGAGGACGCCAGGAUCCAGGAGAUGAGGUCACAGGCUGGGAAGAACCAUCUCCAUCUUCUAUUCGUCGCAAAAUGGAAAUUGAUGAUGGGACCUCCACCUGGGGUGACCCCAAUGCUUACUGCAAGAGUGUGAACAUGUGGGACAGGAAUAACUCCCAAAAUCAUCCAGGAACCAGCAACAAUGGCAGCAGUAAUAGCCUAACUGGGCCAAACAACAACAACAGCAACCAUCACCAACACCACAGCCAAGGUCCCACUCAGAACCAUGUCAAUGGCAGCAACAACAAUGGCUCACCCAGUCAAGGUGAAUCUCCUCUUAACAGGGUGCCCAUGGGGAACCCAGGCUGGGGAGAGCUUCCUAAUGUCCAGCCAAAUACAGAACCCUCUUCAUGGGGCGAGCCAGCCAAUUCCAACCCCUCUGUGGACAAUGGCACUUCAGCUUGGGGCCAGCCCACUAAGGGCUGUGGAAGAUGGGGUGAAAGUGCCCGUGACUCCAGUGGACCUUAUGGCAGAGGAAAUGCACCUGCUGGAUCAGGCCCCUGUCAGGAAGGUCCCAAACCUAUGCAAGAUGGCUGGGGAUCUGGAGGGGAAGAGAUUGGCAUGAACACCAGCCAGUGGGAUGCUGAUGAUGGUGACAUGUGGAACAGUCCCACAUCCCAAGACUCCUCUUGUAAUUCCUGGGGUCAAUCCAAGAAGGGCCCACAAAGGGGCAAGUUCUCCAACAAGCAGGAUGACAUUUGGAUCAUGACCAGACUUAUCAAGCAGCUUACAGACAUGGGUUUUCCAAAGGAUCCUGCAGAAGAAGCCCUGAAGAGCAACAAUAUGAAUCUGGAUCAGGCCAUGAGCGCUUUGUUGGAGAAGAAAACUGAACUGGACAAACGGGGGAUGGGCAUGUCGGACUACAGUAAUGGAAUGAAUAGGCCCAUGGUGUGCCGACCCACAAACCUCUCCAAAGACCCCUCACUGGAUCGUGCCCCCUUCCUGGACAAGGAUGGCAGGCUGUCAGAUGAUGCUUCAACCUCACCGUUUAUGCCUUCUCCUGGCCUCAAGCUCCCACUGGCCAAUAGCAGUCUCCCUAGCCAUGGAUUGGGUGGGGUCUCCUCUGGCCUGUCCAUGCAAAACUUGAACAACAGACAGAUGCAGAAUGGAAUGUUUGGCACUAACGGAGCAGCACAAACUCGGGUCAUGCAGCAGCAGGCCCCGCCCCCUCAGCCACCAGUGCCACCUCUUAGCUCCGCCCAGCCUAUUCUACGUGCUCAAGUGCCUCAGCUUCUCACCCCUCAGGUUCAAGCACAGCUCUUACAGUUUGCGGCAAAAAACAUUGGUCUGAAUCCUGCACUUUUAACCUCACCAAUAAAUCCUCAACAAAUGACCCUGCUGUACCAACUACAACAACUGCAGGUGGCAUAUCAGCGUUUGCAGAUUCAGCAGCAAAUGAUGCAGGCUCAGCGUAAUGUCUCUGGUUCCAUCAAACAACAAGAGCAGCAAGUUGCACGUACAAUCACAAACAUGCAGCAGCAGAUUCAGCAGCACCAGCGUCAGCUGGCCCAGACUCUGCUUAUGAAGCAGCAGCAGCCUCCACCUUCUUCUCACACCGGCCUGCACCCAAACCUUGGUAAGGCAAGCCUGGACACCUUCACAGGUCACCCUCAGACUUCAGGCCUCUCCGUCUCAGACCUGCAGACCAAAGAGCAGCAGUCUUCUUCAAACUCCUUCAGCCCUUAUACACUCUCUGGUUUGAACCCGAACAUUAAUGUAAACUGUAUGGAGGGGGGAGGUCUAUCUCUGAAAGACCCUCCUCAGCCUCAAUCCAGACUCUCACAGUGGACUCAUUCAAAUUCCAUAGAUUCCAUGACGGCUAGCGCUCAGCACAUGGAGGCAAACCUCAAUAAGCAUGGUGCAAUCUCUGCUGCUCAGUCCCAUGUGCCUGUCGGAAAGAGUGCCAUGGAAGAUUCCUUCAGCCCAUACAAUCUGAUGUCAAGCUCUGAAUCCCCCACCAGCACCUUGGUGCCUCCGGAGAGCUGGACACAAGGCAAAAGUCCCAAUGAGAAAAUCUCUAGUGGCUCCAAUAUCAACUGGCCUCCAGAAUUCUGCCCUGGGGUGCCAUGGAAAGGUCUGCAGAACAUUGACCCUGAGAAUGACCCCAACAUGACCCCAGGAAGUGUUCCAAGUGGCCCCACCAUCAACACCAACAUACAAGAUGUGAAUCGCUACCUGUUGCGUGACAGGACUGGAGCCUCAUCCCCAUCUCAGAGUGGGACUCUGUCUUCCUCGAGCGAGUGGUCGGUCAGUGCAUAUAAUUCAUUUGGUCCGUCCUCUCAGAACGAAAGGGAUGCUGACAAACCAGGUAAACUCUUGGAGAUGAAGUCUACCUGGUCCCCUGGACCCAUCUCCCACACACAGGCGUCUUUAUCUCAUGAGUUAUGGAAGGUUUCUCCAGGGACACGUAACUCCAGUGCUCCCUCUCGCCCCCCUCCAGGCCUGACCAACACCAAGCCCUCCUCCACCUGGGGAGGAAACUCCCUUGGCCUCAGCCAGGGCUGGACUAGCUCUUACUCGUCAGAAGGGGGAACUUGGAGCACUGACAGUCCCAACAGAGGAAGCAGCUGGCUCGUGCUGAGAAACCUCACUCCUCAGAUUGACGGCUCCACCCUACGGACUCUGUGCUUGCAGCACGGCCCUCUCAUUACCUUCCAUCUGAACCUGACGCAGGGCAAUGCUGUCGUACGUUACAGCUCCAAGGAGGAGGCCGCCAAAGCCCAGAAAUCCCUGCACAUGUGUGUGCUGGGUAACACUACCAUCCUGGCAGAGUUUGCCAGUGAGGACGAUGUGAACCGCUUCUUUGCACAGGGCCAGUCCCUUACCCCCACCACCAGCUGGCAGGCCAGCCCAGCACCAGGCUCCAAUCAACCCCGGCUGGGCAACCCUGUAGCCAGCCACCCCACAGGCCUCUGGAGCGGGGGUGGAGGAGGUACCAAGACAGUCUGCAGCACCGGGAACAGCAGCAGUGGAAACGGAGGUGACCUGCUGUGGGGCGGCGUGCCGCAGUACUCCAGUUUAUGGGCUCCCCCAAACGGAGACGAUGCCAGGGUAAUCGGCAGCCCCAUCCCAAUUAACACCUUGCUCCCGGGUGACCUACUAAGUGGAGAGAGCAUGUAGGAUGUAUCGGACAUCAUAAACCGACAAAGUCAAAAGACCUAAUGGAUCAAGACCCAAGCAAAUCAAUGUGGCGAUAAUCACUUUUUGUGGAGCUGUAAUGGAGGUUUAGUCUGAGGCGAAGCUGCAAACCUCCAACUGCUGUUUAUUUGUCCUCUGGUUUUUAUGUCAGACUGUUUGUUGUAUCCGUGCAUCUUGUUCUUAGUGUGCAAAGACCUUGAGAAGCAAGAAUCAAUAGAGGCAGAAGCCUUUUUGAUGCUUUUUUUAUUUCCAAAGGUUGUUUUUGCUCAAAAGUGUUGUUCAGGAGAAGCCAUCAACGAGGCAGCCAUCUGAAAGUGACCCAGGCACAGUGAGACCUCAUGACACCCUUCCCUAUAACGACACUGUUCUGAUGAUCGGAAUGAUCUUGGUACUUUUUUGGUUUUAAACUUUUCAUCUUUUCUUCAGAACUUAUUAUAUUAGCCGUAAGUGCUCUCUCUCCAGGUCCUCCUUAAAAACCUUUAUUUUAUAAAACCAACAAAAAAUUCUUUGUAACUUGCACAGUACUGUUUCUGAGCCAGCGUAUAGGCCAGAGCAAAUGAGAAGAACACUCCUAGCAGUGGCCUGUCAUCAUGACUAAUCACCAAUGAUCUUUUUUCUUUAAUUUUUUUAGUUUUACAAAAGGGAGCUGCACUGCUCUAUGAUUUCUAUUUACUCACGCCAGUUUUUUUUUUUUUUUUAUGUGUAUGGUUGAAAAAAAUAAGCUGAAUGUUAAGCUUUGAUGUAGAUGAAUGAAUGUCAGAGUGUCUGCUGGAACUUGACCAAGCAUCUGUGUGUGAGUACAUAACCACUGUUAAAAACACUUUCAGUGGAGGCUUUUUAAAUAUACCUAAUGGACAUCAGUGCUGAAUCAAUCAGAUGUUAUUCAGUUACUGUGUGGUGUAUCUGGUCGUCAUUUUUAUUGAGAUACACAGAGAGAAGAAACUCAUUCUGAUGCAUUGUGCAAUAGAAGCCAGAGACCCUUUCUUCCGUCCACACUGAAGCUUACUGAAACUUAAGACUGCUUUGUUUCUUCUUCUUUUUUUGAAGACUUUUGAAGAAUUUAACCUUUGGACUAAUUUCCCACCUUGCCUCUGUCUGUCUGGCUUGCUGGCUGUUCGGUAUUUGUGUGGAAAGGAGGAACUGUUAAUUGUGUUAGACGUCACUACAUGUGGUUUAAAACUGCAUGUGUGGGAUCGCAGUCUCCCGGCCACUUCUUCACCAAACAGAAACGGAAUCCAGAGCGGAGACACAUGGCACGGGAGUCAGGCACAAUACCAAAUACAAUGUGUUUCUCUUAAUGCAGUACAGAAUAAGAGAUCCUUGCAUUUGGUACAAACAUAAAAGACAUCUACAUUUUCUAAGUCUCUUCUUAAAGGGGUAUUAUCAUAGCACUUAUUACAAGAGUGAUGCUCCUUCUGUGAAGCCAAUAAAUCAGAUAACGGAGCGUAUAGUUAAAAAAAAAAAAAAAAAAAAAAAAAAAAAAACUUCUUAUGGCAACUUUUGGCUUUUUUUUUUUUUUUUUGUACCUUAAUGGUAUUCAAAAAAGCUUGUUUGUUUGUCAUCCAUCUCUGGUCCAGAAGCUUAAAUGCAGAAAAAAAAAAAAACAUUUCAGAAUGAAGGGAAGAACAAACUCUACAAUCAAACGAAACUUGCAAUGUAUGUUUUUUGUGUUUGUACUUUUCUUUCUACUCUAUCAAAGUGAAUGUCAUUGUUACUCUGAAAUAGUCAAAAGUGUUUGCCCUGUCUGGAGGAGGCACCUCGAUUGGACUGGAUAUAAAAGGAGGCUGUGGUGGUGUGUUAGUGCCUCAAUGUGGAAACUGAUCGGAGGAUGUUUGAUUCUCCAUAGCAACUCUCUCUGUGCACCUAGUACAAUGGAAUGCAGGAAAGGACAGUAAUGAUGUCAUGAUAUGGAUGUUGGCGGCAUCAUUCAUCAUUGGCGUCCUUGUAGUAGUAACUUAGGUACAGAUCUUCGAAUGUCCUGCCGUUCCUUCUCUGGAUAACAUCACACCUCUCAUGCAUCCUUCCCCACUCCCUGGUCUCCCCCACCCCAAUUGCUAGUGUUGUGUGAUGUUUUUUCACAUUCUGUUGGUCUUCAUGCAGUGCUCAUAUGCAGAUACACUUUAAAAAAAGGUGCCUCUGUAUACCUGUCCUGUGUAACGGAUGCAAACGAAGAUCGAUGGUGUGGGCCAUAUUUGUUUAUUUCAUGUCAAAAGUCAUUUGUUUUUGUUGUUAACAAUGUUCCUAGGUCAUUUAGAAUAGGGGCUCUUUUAGUGAUGUGUGUGUGUGUGCGUGACCUCACCCUGGGUGUCCCACCUCUAACUCAGCUGCUAACAUCCUCUCUCUCUUGUGUGGCCUCGGUGAAGCCAACCCUGUUAUCGAGACAAGCCACCCGUACUUGAAAAGCCCUGUCCGAGCAGUGUUUCUAUGGACAGACUCUUUCUGCCACUGGCUCUAUAACUACAGCACACAGCAUGCUGUUACUAUGCAAAGUUAGAGACGAUGGGCACGUAAUGUCCAUCUUGUGCCAAUCUGUGGCUUUGAAAGGAAGUUGGAAAUAUCUCACAGUCCUCCCGUAAUACUUCCUUACAUACUCAAGAGGCCAUUGUAAUCCUUGUAAAUUUAGGAUGUUGUCUGACUCUAAGCCAAUUUCGUUUUGGGAGGUCUGUGUGUUAAUUCUGCUGAAUUUGAUCAAUCUCAUUUCAGUACAAUCUCAGGGCAUGACAAGAUGAACUAAAUUUAUGUGUAAUGAAAGUUGAUAGUUUUGAAGAUUUAUCGUCUGUAAGCAGUUUUACACACUAAAUGAUGUGUAAGAAGCUUACGAAGUGUACAUUAAAGAAACGCAAGCGGAUAUUUAUCAGUGGGGCAAUAAAAUUAGGAGGCUGGCUAGUUUGGGUCUUCUCAAUCCUUCUGAACAGGGACUGCUGCAGAGCCAUCAGUUCAUUUAUACAGUAAAUGGGACCUGUGUAUCUUACCUCUCUGCUGCUGGUUGUGUUGAAUUCCCCUCAUGGUCUCAUGUGCCAAUGUAUACAUAAAUAUAUGUACAGUACACUGUGGCAUCUCUGACUUCACAUUUUAAAUUCCAAUGUUGUUUUGUUGUAGAGCACUUCUGUUCGGAGGCACUUUGAUGAUUUUUGUAUGUUUGAGGUGGGAUUGGGUUUAAAAGGGGUUGAGGAUAUUCGUCAGAUAUAUUUGUCACCUCAUGCUAACUAUUUGUGAUAAUCUUGUUGCUGUCAUUUGAAGAAUCCUUUAUAACAAGCAAGAACUUUAACAGCAUUGGGGAUUAUGGUGUGCCAAUGGUAUACAGAUAAUGAGUAAUCCCUGGUACUUUUUUGAAUACCAAAAAUGAAAUAGCAUUUUAGUAUCUUUUUUUCUUUCUUUUUUUUUUUUUUUUUUUUAAAGUUUGACAAAAACAUGUAAACAAUGAAGGAAAAAAGAUCUAUAACAUUUAAAAAUGCACUUCUUGCUGAUAUUAUCUCCUGUUUGCUGGUCAUGUUCUGAAGGUUGACAGCAAGCUGGAGUGCCUUUUGUGUAUGCUGUAUUAACUGUUUGUUUGUAAAAUUGUGGCCUGAACUGUACAUUUCCAUCUCAGUCUCAGUUCAUUUCUGGCCUGUAUGCUGUAUAAACCUUCUUUUAUUUUAUUUCAUUUUUCUUUCCUUUUGGAAAAAGACAUUUCAACAGAUGUCUUAAGAUGCUAAAGUUGUUCAUUGACUUAUUUGUUUCUAUUUCUGGGAUUCUGGGAGGUGGGGGUGGGGGGGGGGGGUGGGGGGGGAUCACUGUUGCCUGUGUGUAACUGCCUUGUUCCAAACUCAGUCACAGCUGACUGACAGUGAACCACAAUGUGGCUGUAAUUCCAAACAGUCAAAGAUCACAGGAAGUCUCUGGUGACACCAGCAUAGGUAGACUAUGACUACAGCUUACCAUUAUCCUCAAUAUUAUCAUGUUCAUUAUGAAGAGAAAUGCUAUAAGAUCUCUAAAUCCUUCCCUUUUGAAACUACUGGGUAAAAUACAAUUUGAAAUAAGCAAUAGACCUUGAUCCUUACGGUGUGUCAUCUGAGAGAAUUUGCCUAAAAGAAAAAAAAAGAUUGAUAGAUCUGAACUAAACAGUCUUACUGAAGUUGCAUAUUGGUUUAAAUUAAAUUACACAGGACGUACAUGCAGUAUUUGUGUAUACCUUCAAUCAUUAUGUUGAAACCCAUAAUUCUAAACAAUGUUUAUGUCUCUAGGCAAAGAAUGAAAAUCAUAAACAUAUCAAAAGAAAUAUAUUCACCGAUACUUGAAUUAAAGCACGCCAAUUGUAAAAUGUGAAUUUAUUUUUUCUUAAAUUUUUGUUUGGGUCUGACACUUUUAAGGUAUUUGAUAACAUGCUCACAAGGUUUAACAUUCUUCACGAGGAAGAAAAAAAAGCUAUGUUGAAAAAUGUUGAUUUUAGUAUGAAUGAGUGUGUUUGAAUGGUUCUGUAUGUGCACUCUUUAAUCACUGCUUCUCGUCACGUGGCGACUGCCUGCAAUUAUGAUCCAUUUAGUAUGUUGUACAGUCUCCGUUAUGUGUGUGCGUUUUAAAAAAUGUUCCAACAUGGUUACUAUCUAGCGUUGCACUGAGUGUCUUUUUUCCCUUGCUCCAAAAUAAAAAAAUAAAAAUAAAAAAUAAAAAAAAAGCGGGGGAGAUGAUGACAAUUCAUGUGUUAAUGUUUACUCAAGGACUUUAUGGGUUUAUUUUCAUCUUUAAAUAUUAAAAACCUGUAAAAUUGUAUCCUCAUAUUGGCUUUUAUUGUGUAAUAAUUCCCACAAGAGUUAUCAUUUUAAAGAGUUUUGCAUUGUUUCAAUUGCAUUAUUUAAAAAAAAAAAAAAAAAACAUAAAAAUAGUAAUAGAAAAAAAAAUAGAAGAUAAAAACUAAACUUUGGCCAUAGUGAGAAAGUUAGUAGAGAAGCAGUAACAUUCAUGAACAGUAAAGAUAAACAGAUGCAAGUUAGUGACAUUCUGACUCAUUUCAAAAGGUGCCUAUCUCUUCCAUUCUGUGAAAUUCUUCUUUCUUUUCAGAAUUACCUGCCGUUUACAAAUGAUGGAAUUUUCCGAAUUUGCAAAAACAAAACAAAAAAGUAAAGGAAUUUACUACAAGAAUGCAAGAAAAAAAACUACAUUUACAUCUUCCAUCAAAUAAAUAAAAAAAUAAAUUAAAAAAAACUUUUUAAAUGAAGACGUAUGCUACUUGCUGAACUCUGGGAUUGUUUCAGUGUUGCGCUGAAUUUUGCUUAUGAAUUACAUUAUUGUUCUUGUUGGUUGAACUUAUGCCAAAAUGUCUUCAAAUUUUCAUUUCUGUAAAAGCAACAUAAUUCUGUCACUGUCUUGCACAUUGACAAUGGACUUGGAUAUUUUCUCAGGAAGAUUAGGGGUCCAGAGUUCCAGUUUCACUGUUAUGAUGUUGAUUAUCAUGAGAAUUUAACAAAUCGUUUAAUAAAAGAGGACAAAAGAUGUCGAUAGAAAUCCAGCUCUAAGCACUGAAGGUUAUGGAUUUUUUUUUUUUUUUUUUAUGUCUUUUUGAAUUUUAAUCCGUAGCAGACACACAUUUACCAAAUAUUAGAUUUGUAAUGAACCUAUGCGUUAUGUUUCUUUAAGUGGAGUACUUUCCAUUUGAAAUAUGUUUGUUUGUAUCUAUUGCUUUACGUACAAAUACAGUUUUGUUUAUUGGUUAGGUUGUGGAAGGACCUACCACUGUUUUAUUUUACCUUGCUUGAUGUUUCUCAACGAGGUCCAGUAAAAGAUGCUUGGUAUUCCAUCCUCUUGUCUUUUCUUGUUUUGGAAAUUCAAUAGAGGCUUGUAUGCAAAGGCCUGAGAAUUGUAGAUCAACACAUAGAACUUGAACUCCUACCAGAUUUUCUUACUAGUUUUUGAGUGUGGGUUGAAAAUACUCCAUCUAGGUUUAAGACUAUGAUGAGGAAUUAAAAUAUUGUGAAAGGAUUAAGAAUCUAUGCACAAGUUUGAGGGGACAAUAUGUCCGGUCAUGCUAUUCUCACAAGUAACUUUUUGAUGGGGGGGGGUUCAUACACUUGUUAUUUGUUGCUUUAUUGUAUGAGUUCUGAUUUGAAUUAGCAGAUUUUAAAGUGUCAUCAACACGCUCUGUGUCUCUCAACCAAGGAGCAUCAUCAACCAAGCACUGUGGGUUUAUGCCAAUCCGUGACUGACAUUCUAGUGUUCAAAUGGAAUGAUGGGUUGUACGGGGUCUUGUGAAAGGGAAUUUAAUUGUUUCUCUUUAUUGUUCAAAUAUUAAGAACCUGACUGUACUGAGAUUUAACAAUGUUGCUGGCUUUUAAAUGUUUUUUCCUUACCCUUAAUAGAAUGUGAUCGUUGAGGACUUGCACCGAAAAAGUCUUUCCAUGUGGUAUGGAGAUUAUUUCAACCUAUAUUAAUAAACAGCAUUUUUUUCUCUUGAA
Messenger RNA from Ctenopharyngodon idella (grass carp), 12629 nucleotides. It is a transcript of the gene tnrc6c2, whose product is annotated as trinucleotide repeat containing adaptor 6C2. NCBI's taxonomy places the organism in Eukaryota, Metazoa, Chordata, Actinopteri, Cypriniformes, Xenocyprididae. Gene Ontology annotation, cellular component: P-body; nucleoplasm. The transcript is spliced from 23 exons. Gene Ontology annotation, molecular function: protein binding; RNA binding. The coding region runs from base 736 to 6183 and encodes 1815 amino acids. The record is from RefSeq and is a predicted model, not a curated record. Gene Ontology annotation, biological process: positive regulation of nuclear-transcribed mRNA poly(A) tail shortening; miRNA-mediated post-transcriptional gene silencing.